AUGAUAACCCCAAAGACAAUAACGACGGCAGGGGAGGAACCCGCCACGCCUUCACCUUCAGCUCCACAAGUCAAUUCUAUUCUCCAAUGGUGGCGUAGAUGGACGGUUUUGGUGGCGGCUAUCUGGAUUCAAGCCUUCACCGGUACUAACUUCGAUUUCUCUGCCUACUCUUCCGACAUGAAGUCUUCCAUGGGGGUUUCUCAAUCACGCCUUAACUACAUGGCGGUUGCUUCUGAUUUAGGUAAAGCAUUGGGCUGGUCUUCUGGUUUCGCCAUUGCCUAUUUCCCUGUCUCCGUCGUGCUGUUCGCUGCAGCUGCCAUGGGACUCGUCGGUUACGGCGUCCAGUGGCUAUCCAUCGCCGAUGUCAUCGAUCUUCCUUACUCUCUCGUCUUGGUUUGCUGCUCCUUGGCCGGAUUAAGCAUCUGCUGGUUCAACACCGUCUGCUUCAUCCUCUGCGUUCGCCAUUUCGAAGCCAACCACUCUCUCGCUUUGUCUCUCGUCGUCAGUUUUAACGGAAUCAGUGCUGCGUUGUACACGCUUGGCCAUGAAGCUAUUAGUGGCAAAUCAUCGGCGAGCUCUGAUAUAUACCUUCUCCUUAACUCUCUCAUCCCUCUCAUCGUCUCUGUUUUAGCCCUUUGGCCGGUCCUUACCAACCCUCACGAUUCCGAUUCUGGCUGCCGAACACGUGACGAAGUCCGAGUCUUUGUCGCCUUCAAUGUCUUGGCCUUAAUCACAUGUUUUUACCUUCUCUUGCCUUCCUCAGGCGCCUACUUAGCUUCAUCACCUCGUUGGCAUUUCCUCGGUGCCAUUUUCCUUCUCCUUUUCCCUUUGUGCGUACCGCUUCUCGACUAUGUUCACCGCGCUCGCCAGUCCCUUCGCAGCUCUGGCUAUGCAGUGGUUGACAUAGAGGAUCCCAAGAUCCUUGAUAACGUGUCUUUGGAUCAUCAGAAGAACAAUGCGGAGGAGGGAUGUAAUCAAGUGAGACUGGGAGAUGAACAUUCUCUCGGAACCCUUGUUUGCAGUUUGGACUUUUGGCUGUACUACGUAGCUUAUUUCUGUGGCGGCACGAUCGGUCUUGUAUACAGCAACAACUUAGGACAGAUCGCCCAGUCUCUGAGACAAAGCAGAUCGAAUGCUAAAUCCUUGGUCACGCUCUUCUCUGCCUUCUCAUUUCUCGGAAGAUUGCUCUCCUCUGCACCUGACUUCACACGCAAGAAACUAGACUACUUGACAAGAACAGGAUGGUUCGCGAUUUCGCUACUGCCAACACCUAUAGCCUUCUUCAUCCUGGCGUAUUCGCCCAAGACAAACCAGACGGCGCUAUUAGAAGUGGCUACAGCACUAAUAGGGUUAAGUUCGGGGUUUGUGUUUGCGGCAGCAGUUUCCAUAACGUCGGACCUCUUUGGACGCAACAGUGUGGGUGUAAACCAGAACAUACUCAUCACAAACAUACCCAUCGGAUCGCUCUUCUACGGGUACAUGGCUGGGACUGUCUAUGACAAGAAUGCCAGCACGGCGGGUACACCAAAGUCUCAGGUCUCAGCAGACGACGCGGUUGUUUGCGUAGGAAGUAAAUGUUAUUUCGUAACGUUUUUGUAUUGGGGGUUUCUGUCAGUUUUGGGAUUCGUAUGUAGCUUGUUUCUUUUUAUCAGAACCAGACCGGUUUAUCAACGGUUAGAACAGAACAGAAUCUAA
This is a messenger RNA of Camelina sativa (false flax), 1695 nucleotides long. The record is from RefSeq and is a predicted model, not a curated record. Lineage: Eukaryota; Viridiplantae; Streptophyta; Magnoliopsida; Brassicales; Brassicaceae.